ACUGAAAAAAAAAAAAAAAAGAAAAAAGAAAAAGAGGUACAAUUUAAGGAGUAAAAUCUUGUCUUCGCAUAAUGAUUGAUUUUAAGCCCACAUCUAGAUCUGGACCAAGUUGUAGAAUCUGAAUCCUUUUCGCGUUACUCUCGCAUAGCGAUUCCUUACUCUCGUAAAGUCGCUGAUGGACUGUUGGAAAGGUAUUCUAAAGGUUCCAGUGGACCCAACCAGCAGAAGUUACUGCAGAGUUGCUGUAUCUCUCUGCCUCUCGCCUAGUUCUAAAUCACUAACAGUACCCUCAGCAAAUGCCAUCUUCUUUUCUGGAGAUAGAGUUGAAGGGACCGAGAAUCCGGUGAUUGAGAGACUAUCUGAUCUGCAGAAAAUAGCCGAAAUUUUGGUCUCUAAAUUUGGUGGUUCUGUUAAUGCUUGGGUUAUUGAAGCUUCAAGUUUCAAUGGCCCUUUUGCUGUUUAUAAAGAUUUCAUUCCAUCUGUGAAUUGUUGGGGGGAACCAAAAUCCUAUAGCCCAGCUGGAUUCCCAGCUUCUACUUCAACCAUCUCACUCUUAUCAAAUUGCAUUAGAGAGGCAAAAAAGGUCAUUUCAACAAAAGAGAAAGAUCCAAUUUCUGCGAGUGCAUCAUCAGCUUCUUUUUACGAGCCCAAAACAUACAUCCUUGGAUUCAGCAAGGGUGGCAUUGUGCUUAACCAGCUAGUAGCUGAGUUGAGUGUUUCAGAAGUAAAAUUAAAUUCAAAAGAGCAGCAUAUGAACAGGAAAUGUUCCCAAGAAGACAUUCAAAUCAUACCACGCAGUAAAGAAAGUCUUCUAAACAGCAUUACAGAGAUCCAUUAUGUGGAUGUGGGUUUAAACUCGGCUGGUGCAUAUAUCACUGACCAUAAUGUGAUUGAGAGAAUCUCAAAACGUCUCACGCAAGGAGCUCCAGGAAUCCGUUUCGUCCUUCAUGGAACACCCAGGCAAUGGUGUGAUAGCAGGCGAGUUUUGAUACGUAAUGAAAAAGACAAGUUAGUUCAUCUACUUCAGUCUGAAGCUAGAAGGAGCGGAGGGAAACUAAAGGUGUGUGAAAAGUUUUAUUUCGCUGAUAGGCCUCCAGAUUUGCAAAUGCACUUUGAAAUAAUUCAAAGUAUGGAUGUUAGUUGACCAGUUAACUGUGCAUAUUUUAAUUGACACUCUCAUAGCUGUAUCUAUAAAUUUUGAUGGAAAAGAUAAUGAUAUACUGUUUGCUUUAUUCAGUACUUCUAACUGAAGUGAUUACUUUUUUUUA
Jatropha curcas is the source of this 1268-nucleotide messenger RNA. RefSeq lists its product as uncharacterized. NCBI's taxonomy places the organism in Eukaryota, Viridiplantae, Streptophyta, Magnoliopsida, Malpighiales, Euphorbiaceae. Gene Ontology annotation, cellular component: mitochondrion. The record is from RefSeq and is a predicted model, not a curated record.